Messenger RNA from Struthio camelus australis, 2514 nucleotides. Lineage: Eukaryota; Metazoa; Chordata; Aves; Struthioniformes; Struthionidae. The record is from RefSeq and is a predicted model, not a curated record.
AUGGAUAUUUAUGAACACAGAACACUAAAUGGACGUAUAUGUUGUGGUGAACGUUUUGAUGAUCUUAAAGAUGUGGUCAGGUGUUACAGCCACUGUUUAUAUAACUGUAAGGUAGAAGUCCAUAUUCUAACUUCAGUGUUUGUUUUAUUCAGUGAUACAGAUUCAGAUAGUUCAUCAACUACAUCUUCUUCCUCUUCACAUUCUCCUUCAACAGUAUCUGAUGAUGAUGAUCAUCCAAGUGAAAAGGAUAACAGAUCUUACAGUGUUAAAACAAAAGAUGAGUUGCCUCUUGAUGAACUGCCUCCUGUUGAAGACUUAUCAGUAAUACUGCCUAAUGAGGUUGAACUGAAGCUCUUUGGGACAGUUUCAAGCAUUAUUGGACAGCUGGUAAUAAUUGAAUCUCUGAGAGGUCUACCUCCAGUAAAUGAAGACAGCAUAAUUUUUAAAGAAGAUCGGCAAGCAGCAGGAAAGAUAUUUGAGAUAUUUGGUCCUGUUUUACAUCCCUUUUAUGUGCUGAGGUUUAACAGCUCUGAGCACAUCAAAGCGAAAGGUAUUAAUGUGCAAGACAGCAUGUAUUUUGCUCCGUCAGUGGAGGACUUCACCCAGUAUGUAUUUGCAGAGAAACUAACGCAGGAAAAAGGGUCAGAUGCAUCUUGGAAGAAUGACCAGGAACCACCACCGGAGGCAUUGGAUUUCAGUGAUGAUGAAAAAGAAAGAGAAGCAAAACAAAAGAAAAAGAAGCCUCAAAAUCAAAUAAGGAAGAAACUGAAAUCAGAAACAAAUGAAUCAAAUGAGAAUAAUGGAUUUCAUCAGUCAAUGCAACAGCCUGCUUCAAAUUACUCAAGGGGAUACCAUGGCAGAUCAAGGGGUCCAUUUCCUCCUCGAUCAGCACCUCCGGGCUUUUUGAGAUCGCAAGCAAGACCUCCACAGCUAUAUUCUUCAGACAGCAGAAUGCAUCAGGAGUCUCCAGUGUUUUCACAACCUCAUAGAAAAGAAAAUCCAAUGAUGCAACAGUAUGCCUAUCCUCCCUUUCCUCCUCCUCCAGUUUUUGGCUCUGUUAAUGAAAUGCAUCACCUUCCACCUUCGAACCUAAAUAUGCUUUGGACAGGCCCAAACAUGUACAACCCAUCAUACCCAUUUUUGCCGCCGCCUCCACCGCCUUCAGAUAGCAAUCCAUCUCAGUUCAGGCCCUACUAAGUUUUCAUGAAAAUCUGUACAGAGAGUUGCGGUUUAUAGGAAGGAAGGAAAGGCUGUCAAGACCUCACUCCCAUAUUUUGGAGAUGCUUCUGUUUUCUGCAUGAAUAGAACAAACCCAGAGCUGUGAUGCCUCGUGGGACACUGAAAGAAAAUUAUUUUUUUGAGUAUCUGUUUUUUGCUUUAGAAAGUAUGAUAAAAAUAACCAAGUAUUAAAUAAUGGUUUAUUUUUAUAGUAUCUGCAAGGUUGGAUGAUAAAUAAAAAAUCUUUCAGAAACUGGUAUGUAGUGGUUGAAAUUUGUUUUGCAAGAAAUUAAAAAGGUUAUGUAAAUACUGUCUGAUAGUGAUGAUAUUUGGCCUAGAUGGUAUUUGAAUAUUUUUAGAUCAGUUGUAUGUUGCUGUGCUAAACCAUCAUGCCUAUAUGUAACCAUCAUUCAAUUUAUGUAAACUUUGAAAUUUAUGUAAAUCAUGUGGGAAAUACCACUGUUAAACAGGACAAACUCCUGUAGCCCACAUUUUAGUUAGUAUGAAAUUAAUGAACUAUUAAAGGGUUAAAGCUGGAUGGCCUGUCUUAAGUAGAUGGAGUAACUGAGGUCUGAAUUUGGAUCAGGAGCCAAAUUACUCCCACAAAUUUAGUACUAUGUGGUAGGUAGAGAAGAACAAAACUAAGCUAUGGAUUAGAUGUUUUAAGUUAAUUUUAGCAUGUAAAACUGCAUGGCUUGGAAAAUUCAGCCAGGGCAAUUCUGCUAGCUGCUUUUUUGCUGCUAGUGGAGGAAGGCUCAUAGAUUCAUACAGUAGGUUUUCAACCUUUCUAGAAAGAGAUCAUUAGACCUGACAGGGGGAGAAUGUAUGUCAUUUCAGAACUCCCUUGUUUAAUUUUGUAUCCAAAAUGCAGGUAGAACUUGAUUGCUGUAAAAACUUUACAGUCAAAACUGUCUCUUCUAAAAGAUCAAGGUCCAUCAGUUUUCAACAAGGAGGGUGAUGGGGGGUGGUGGAAUUAUCAAGCAGAGAGCCUGGAGCAAGCUUCUCCUGCCAAAAGGGUUAGUCUUACAAUUGCACUUUCUCAAUCUCCAAGAAAGUGACUCAGACUGAUUUACUAGUAUGGAAACUCUUUACCUUGCAUGAAGAGGGGAAAAAAAUAGUUUGGGGGGGAAGGGGGCUGAGGGAGUAGUGACAUCUCAGAGAUGAUUUUCUUACUGAGGAAUCAUUGCUAGUGCCACAUGAAGUCAUGCAAUUGAAGAGAAUUGUCAUUAAUAGAAGUAUGUAGUAAGUAUUUUUAUUCUCAAACUCUUACCAGUGUCAUUAGGUUCUUUGAGUAUG